CUCUCUGGGCAGCCUGUUCCAGCACCUCACCACUCUCACUCAGCCAUUGUGACACACGAAGUGUGUAGGAGUGCUAAGGCUGAGGGCUCAGGCCGAGCUCAGUUCUGACCUGGUGAGGUGAGCAGGGAGGAAGGGGCUGCCUGAGUCUGCCAAGGGAGGAGGAGGGGCCCCAGCACUUGGGGGCCUGAGCUGUGAACUCACCCUCGUCCCACUUCUCCCACAGGUUGGCACAAGAGCGUGCGGAGGAGAAAGCCCAGCGCUACUGGGACAGAGACUCUGCAAGUGCUCACUGUCGACGUGCACCACGUCCAUGGGGACAAAGAAGCCUGCCGGCUCAUGGGAGCCGGGUGAAAAAUGCGUGCUGUGCGCCCAGGGAGAUGCUGACCCAGACAUCUAUGGGCGCAAAUGGAUCAUCAAGAGGGUCUAUUUCCAUGAGUUUUGUGUGGUGAGUUCCCUCACGGCUCCUCCUUCCAUCAUCCUCCAAACAAUGGAUCCCUCCUUUCUGCCCUAACAAGAUCCCGCUCUUCUCCCACACAGGUAUUUUCUGGCGGUCUUCUUCAAGAGGCAAGAACCCAGGAGGGAAAAGAAAAUUUAAGCCUCCCUGACAUUAUACUUGCAAUCAAGCAGGCCGAGCAGAUGGUGAGAACACGACCCAAACAGGGAGGUUUGUUUCAGGAGAGGCUCGGCGAGCUUAGCCUGGUUCAAAGAAAGCAAUCCCAGCCCUUCCAACCAGCUCCAACCAGGAGCUUGCAGAUGAGCCCUGUUCCCCAGCCCUGCCCGCAUCCUGUGCCCUCCCCAAUGGUGUGCGGCCCGCUGCAUAGGCCCCGAGCCUGCCACUGAUGGAGGCUGCUCUGCUUUCUACAGCACUGCUUCAUCUGUGGCAAGAGGGGGGCCUUCAUCACCUGCACAGAGACAGGCUGUGACCGCAGCUUCCACCUCCCCUGCGCCUCAGAGGGUGAAUGUGUCACCCAGUACUUUGAAGAGUUCAGGUGCUUCUGCUGGGAGCACCGCCCGCAGAAGGCAGUGGAGGCUGUGCCAGCGCAGGACACACCCUGCAUCAUCUGCAUGGACUGCGUGGUGGGGAACAGAAGUUCAUACAGCACCAUGGUGUGCCCAUCCUGCCGACGCACCUGGUUCCACCGGACCUGCAUCCAGGUAGGAGCCCUCCCCUUGCCCAGUGGGGAGCAUCAGGCACCGCUCACGCUCACGCUACUUGUGUUUCUGCUGCAGAGACUGGCCCUGUAUGCAGGCGUUAUUUUGCACUGUCCCCACUGCAAAGACGAAGACGAAUUUUUUGAUGCAGUGGCCGCCAUGGGGAUCCGUAUCCCACCCAGAGGACCAGUGUGGGACGACAACUUAUACGCACAAAAGGGAGACAAGAGCAAGCGCUGCAAUGCCAGUGUGUGCUGUUUCCCACACGGCAGGGAGCGGGCAGGAGAGGGGCCCUGGGAACUGCUCCUCUGCAGCUCCUGUGCUGCACAAGGCACCCAUCGGCACUGUUCCAAUUUGAGAGAGAGCACAACCACGUGGGCGUGCAACACCUGUGCUGGAGAGGGCACCUCCUCCAGCUGCAACGUGGACAGUGCUGGCCCCAGCACCGCCAUCCAGCUGGGACUGGGGCCUUUCCUAAGCCCCACGGUGUCGGACAGCAGCAGCAGCUGCAGUAUCACCAGCCAGGCAUCAUCAGGUCCAGUUCACAGUUCCGAGGUGCCUGAGAGCAGCGUCCUGCCCAGACAGCGCACGACAGAAUGGAGGAGAGUCUGCUCGCGUUUACAUCGCAAUGAUGACGCGAGCAAUGAGCCCCAGGGAUGCUGCGGAAGCAGGGAUGCUGCAGAAGCAGCUGUGCUGCAGCCCUGAGUGCCGAGAGCAGUGCCUCGAACUCUGCCAGCCAGGGGACAUCACGGCUCUCGAGGCACUCCCCAGCAGUCGGUUACAGCUGCCAGUGCAGACAGGGACGGCAGGCCCAGACGCAAAGCAGCUCUCCACUGCAGUGCCGGCUCCCAGCUUCCCCGAGCCGGCUCCCACCUUGCCGUGGGAGCAGGCACUCAUGAGCCCCCAGUGCUGAGAGCUGCACCCACACCUACGCACUGCGGUGAGCACCGGCGUCCUCGACGGAUUCCGCAGGGGCGGAUGGAAGCCAGUCCAGGCGGCCAGGGUGGGCCCGAACUCGAAGCCACUCUCCUCUCAAACAUCGGGUUGCAGAGUCCCAGAGCCAAUGCCGAAGACACGUUGGGCCCAGAAUACCAACCGCUGGUCCCACUGAUGCUAUAGGAGCGGCCGUGUGUGACCCCACAUGCUGGCUACAAUCAUCAGAGUCAGUCACAAUAAAUCUGAGAGUUCCUUCAUGCCAUUGUCAUGGCAUUUUGUUCUUCUCUGCCUUUCCCGAGGUUACGAGGGCAACUUCAGGGUCAGAAACCACGGGGAU
Molecule: messenger RNA, 2425 nt
Organism: Meleagris gallopavo (turkey)
Lineage: Eukaryota; Metazoa; Chordata; Aves; Galliformes; Phasianidae
Source: RefSeq, a predicted model, not a curated record